Gongylonema pulchrum is the source of this 303-nucleotide messenger RNA. NCBI's taxonomy places the organism in Eukaryota, Metazoa, Nematoda, Chromadorea, Rhabditida, Gongylonematidae. The record is from the annotation of a GenBank genome assembly.
GUUUGCGCAAAAAGCGGAGCAACUGUCCAGAAUGAUAGCAAAAAGGCCGAAUUCAGCCAGGGAGCAGUUAAUAAGGCACGUGGAAUUUGCCGCUGAAUUUGGCCAAGUACCGAAUUUUGACCCAUACGGCAGGAAGAUGUCGUUCAUAUCAUACUUCAUGCUUGAUAUCAUUGUACCAUUCAUUACAGCUUCUGCGCUUGUAUUCGCUUUUCUUUGCUACCUGUGCUAUAGGCUGUUCAAGAAGCUUAUCCUAGGAAGUAGUAGCCGAACUGAUGAACAGAAUGCAAAAAAAGAGCAAUAAAG